Molecule: messenger RNA, 2435 nt
Organism: Linum tenue
Lineage: Eukaryota; Viridiplantae; Streptophyta; Magnoliopsida; Malpighiales; Linaceae
Source: the annotation of a GenBank genome assembly
CAGCAGCGGGGAGCCAGCCCUAGAGCUCGGGGGGCGCAGUAGCGGGCUUUCUUCGCUUCCUCUCCUCCGCCUAUCUUCGAUCCUUCCUGUUCCUGGUUUCACUUUUUUUACAGUGUUCUCUUUUCAGUAGACAGGAUAACAUACUGUUGUCAUUUCCCCAUAUUAUUUUACUUUCCCUCUCUCUCUCCCUCUGUUAACCUAAAAAUUGGGGAAAAUCCCAAUUUCAUCUCACAUCUAUGAACCCGGCCCUUUCUCUCUCUCAUUUAUCCGUGCUUGCUCUGCUCUGCUUUGCUAAGCUUUGCCUGUCUUCGCCGACAACCGCCAAAUCCCUCUGCAAUUCAAAGCCCUCCGUCUCUCUAUCUAGCUGCCCAUCUGCUUCCUCAUCUCUUUGUUUAAAUUUUUCCCAACCCUCUUUCUCCAGUUACAGUCCGUUAUUCCUGUCUCCUUACCUCAUCAGGGAAUACUUAAAAAAAACUAACAAUCACUGUGGAGUUCGCUUAGUUGAAUGACGUUUUGGCUACUUAUUGGAUUCAGAGGGGAUGAGCCUGCCAUUUGUUGGAGCUGUAUGUGUCUAUUGAGUGUGGCGUGUACCUUGCCUUAAGCUUUUAGCAGCAGAGGUCAUUCAAUUUUCAUCUCGGUAUUUAAACAUUAUUCUCAAAUGUCAGAAGUUGACAUGGCAGUCAUCAAACCAGAGAUGAUGAAGUCAUAUAUUUGGCUUCAAACUGCUGAUGGUUCGAUUCAACAAGUGGAACAAGAGGUUGCCAUGUUUUGUCCCAUGAUAUGCCACGAAAUAAUACAGAAGGGCAUGGGAUCAUCGAAGAACUAUGCCAUAUCUCUUCCACAACGCGUCAGUCCUGCCAUGUUGAGUCUGAUUCUUGACUACUGUAGGUUUCAUCAAGUACCGGGUCGCUCCAAUAAGGAACGGAAAAGUUUUGAUGAAAAGUUCAUUCGAAUGGAUACAAAAAGGCUUUGUGAGUUGACAUCAGCUGCUGAUAGCCUCCAGCUUAAGCCUUUGGUUGAUCUAACUAGCCGAGCCUUGGCACGGAUUAUUGAAGGGAAAACCCCCGAGGAGAUACGCGAGAUAUUUCAUUUGCCAGAUGAUCUGACCGAGGAAGAGAAGUUGGAGCCUUUGAAAAACACAACUGAUGAUCCCCGGAUUCGACUUUUGAAUAGAUUGUAUGCAAAGAAGAGGAAAGAGCUAAAAGAAAGGCAGAAACAAAAGAACAUCGAGGUGGAAGAAGAGCGUGUAGAUGAGCGAUCAGUUGAUGACCUCUUGUCAUUUAUUAAUGGAGAAAACGCAGAUUCCAAAGGAGUUGCAACUUCAAAAAACAAAAAGAAAAAUCGCCGGAGAAAGGAUCCUCAAAAGAGCACUUCCAUUGACCAUGCUACUGAAUCGCCUAAAAAGGGUUCAAAUGGGUUGGGUUGUUUAGGCACUGGGGGUGAUAAUGAAUCACAUUCUACACUGAGCGAAACAUCGAAAUUGCAAGAUGUAGAAGAUGACAUUUUUUAUCAUAAAGUGGAGCUUGACGAUGUUGAUAUUGAUGAUGAGAUUGAUCCCGCAUUAAAGGAGGAAAUUGAUAGGUCGCAGCUCUUAGUGUUGGAUGAGUUUGGCUUUGUAGGGUUUAUGGACCUCAGUAUAGUGUCAUCCAAUCAUCUAUCCAUACCAGGAGGUGGAAGAUUUUGCGAGGAGAUUGAAUUCAGACUGGCCUGAAAGGAUGCAGGAGCUUCUGUCUUUGGGUCAAGAGAAGAGCCCUGUUCACUUUUCCAUUAAUGGCAAUGGUAGCUUGAGAAAACACCAAAGAGAUCGAUGGUUGAGAAGUGAAGUAACUGAAAGUAUGUUAUUGGGUGGGGAUGAGCAGAUGAGCAAAAAUGAGAUUCAAUGGUAACUGCUGCUGCUAUUGCUUCCUCCUCAGUCGGGCAAAUGACUGGACCAAUUUUGACGAAAGAAAGACGGUGCGGGCUAGAUGUCGUACCCAAUGGUGCCGAGUGCCGAGAGGAGCUGGUUGUUUGUCAUAUCUUAAUGUGGGCUGAAGCUGGAUAGGGAUCCCUGUGCAAGCAAAUUCCUGAGAGAAUCAAAAUUUCAGGUUGUGAUGAUUUUUUUAUUCUUUUUUUUUUUAAUUUCUCUGGUGAAGGAAAGAUGAACCAGAGGAUGAAGGGGAAAGAAAAGAAGAAUGUGCUUAAUUUUUGACCGUUGAGGCAGAUUUAAAGAAAGAAAAAAAACAACUUGUACUUCUCACAGGGAGCAAUAAAAGCUUGAGAGAUAAGAUGAUGAUUGAUCAGGUUUCUUUGGUUCAGCGCAAGCAGCCGGCUUUGUUAAGAAAAACAAUUUUCAGGUGACUUCGUACAGUAAAAGGGUAGAUAGAUUAGACCCUCUUUCUUGUCCUUUGUUUUUCUUCCUCUCAUUGAAAAUUUUUAGGGGGGAUUUUAUUGUAAUC